This is a messenger RNA of Gymnodraco acuticeps, 1839 nucleotides long. Its product is annotated as zinc finger MYM-type protein 1-like. The transcript has 5 exons. Lineage: Eukaryota; Metazoa; Chordata; Actinopteri; Perciformes; Bathydraconidae. Gene Ontology annotation, molecular function: protein dimerization activity. The record is from RefSeq and is a predicted model, not a curated record. The coding region runs from base 1 to 1839 and encodes 612 amino acids.
AUGACGGAUAGCAUGAAAGAGGAGCUGAGGAAGGCACCUUUUGUUGCGGUCAUGUUGGAUGAAACGACAGACAUUAGCAACGUGGCGCAGAUGUCAUAUGUGCUUCGAUAUGUCACUGACGAUGGGAUAAAAGAGCGUUUCUUCAAGUACGAAGAUGUGACAGAGGACAAACAAGCAGAGGCCAUAGCUACACGGCUGCUGGAGUUCCUGAGGGAGAGUGGCUGUAUUGACAAAGUGGUCGCGCAGUGCUACGAUGGAGCAGCUGUUAUGGCCUCUGGAUUGAAUGGGGUGCAAGCGAAAGUUAAGGAAACAAUUCCACAGGCCCUUUUCAUUCACUGCUAUGCUCACAUCUUAAAUCUCGUUUUGUCAAAUGGAGCUUCCAAGAUAAGAGAGUGUAAGGUCUUCUUCUCCCACCUCUCUGGCUUGGCCACCUUUUUCAGCCGCUCAGCAAAGCGCACCAAGCUACUGGAUGAUAUUUGCCAGCAUAGGCUUCCACGGGCAGCUCCUACUCGCUGGUGCUUUCAUUCUUGCUUGGUGUGCACAGUGGCAGAUAAGACCAGGGAAUUGAGAGAGGUGUUCGAGCACAUCGUAGACCAUCACACAGAGUUUGAUGACGAAACUGUUCAUUGCUCUGAUGGAUACAUCACCCUCCUUACCAGCUUCGAUUUCAGCUUUUGGUUGAAAACCUUCCACGCUAUCUUCUCCUACUCGGAUGUUGUUUUUGAAAUACUUCAGAACAAAGGUUUUGAUAUGCAGUUCUGCCUGGCCAGAGUGGAUCAGCUACAGCGACAAAUUGAACAGGAGAAGGGGAACUUUGACAGCGUCUACGAUAAAACCCAGGCUUUGGUUGGUCCUCCGCGCGGCCGUGGAGCUCAAGGAGACGUUCGUGCACGGUACAGGGAGCUCCACUGCAGCGUAAUUGACAGCCUGCUAACCCAGAUUUCCAACCGCUUCAGUGACCACAAAAAGCUGGAAUUCCUGGCCCUUCUGGACCCGCAACAGUUCGGGCAUUACUGUAACUAUUUCCCAACUGCUGCCUUGAACAGUUUGAUGGAGAGCUAUGGCGGAUAUUUCGACCAGCCUCGACUGCACACGGAACUCGCCGUGAUGUACGGCAUGUCUGACAUUUUGGGGAAAAGCCCAGCCGACAUUCAUCAGUUUCUCCUCAAAAAAGGACUGAGUGAAAGCAUGAAACAGGUGUACACCCUCUCAUGCAUCAUCCUGACAAUACCUGUGUCCACUGCCUCUGUGGAGAGGUCCUUCUCUGCGCUGAAGCGCAUAAAAAGCUACUCGAGGUCCACGACUGGGCAAGUCCGACUGUCAGACUUGGCCUUAAUUUCGAUCGAGAAGGAAUUGCUGAUUGCUUUAAAAGCAAAGGAUCACCUGCAUGACGACGCCAUCAAGUUCUUCAUCCAAAAAGACAGGAGGAUGGACUUUGGACAUCACACGGCAAGCAGCGGCGGCUACACCGUGGACCAGGAUAUUCAUUUGGCCGAUGCUGCUGAUCCGCCGCCCUGUCACGUGGCAGCGGGGCAGAGGUUCUCAGCCUGCUGCCUGUGGGAGCAGAUGGCUGCCACGCUCCGCCGCCAUGGUCAUCACCAGGGGGAAGUCCUGGCGGACAGACCUGGGCAGUGGACUUCCAUGGGCGGUGGACUUCCAUGGAUGACGGACCCGGAAGUGCCCGACAACGAGAAGUCCUCGUCAUCCUCCUCCCCGGCAAACGGAGCCAUUCGCCCCGCUGGAAUGGCGAACGUGAAUGUUCUAGAAAAUCAAAAGCCUCUGGCAGAAAACACUCCAGAAGGACCUGCAGAAGACGUUCAGUUUGACCACCUUCCUUAG